Molecule: messenger RNA, 1650 nt
Organism: Callorhinchus milii (elephant shark)
Lineage: Eukaryota; Metazoa; Chordata; Chondrichthyes; Chimaeriformes; Callorhinchidae
Product: XK-related protein 7
Exons: 4
Coding region: 1-1650 (549 amino acids)
Biological process (GO): phosphatidylserine exposure on apoptotic cell surface; engulfment of apoptotic cell; apoptotic process involved in development
Cellular component (GO): plasma membrane
Source: RefSeq, a predicted model, not a curated record
AUGGCUGCGAAGUCUGAUGGCCCGGGAGGAGGGCAGCGCUACUCUCUGGCCGACUGCUGUUGGGUGCUGACCGCCCUGAUGGUCUUCUUCUCGGACGGGGCCACCGACGUGUGGUUGGCGGUGGACUACUACAGUCGGGGCGACUACUGGUGGUUCGGGCUGACUCUGGUGUUCGUGGUGGCGCCCUCGGCCGUGGUGCAGGUGCUGAGUUUCAGGUGGUUCGUGUACGAUUACACGGCGGGUCCCGAGGCGGCGGCGGCGGCGGCGGCGUUAGCCCAGGACGGGGGGACCGCCCUCCCGCAGGGCUUCAGGACCAGGGACAGCGGCGGCGGCGGCGGCGGCCACAGACCAGGAGCCGCCAGACGGCAACAUCAGCCCUCCUCCGGCACCGGCUCCACCGGCUCCACCGGCACCGGCUCCGGCUCCGGCUCCGCGUGUUGCCGGGUCUGCCUCUGGUCCACACAGUGCCUCAUCCACAUUCUGCAACUCGGACAGGUCUGGAGGUACCUCAGAGCAAUGUAUCUCGGGAUUCAAAGCCGGUGGCACCAAGAUCACGAAAGGCGUCACUUCUACUGGCGAAUGAUGUUUGAGAGCGCCGACAUCAACAUGUUACGCCUCCUGGAAACCUUUCUUAAAAAUGCACCACAACUUGUCCUGCAGCUCAGUAUCAUGGUGCAGAGGAACCAAAUCGAAACGCUACAAGGGCUAUCAGCGGGAGCCUCUCUGCUGUCUCUGGCCUGGAUGAUCGCGUCCUACCAGAAGAUCCUGCGGGAUUCCAGGGAUGACGAGAUGCCCAUGUCCUACAAGGCUGCCGUCGUCCAGACCCUCUGGCAUCUGUUCACCAUCGGCGCCCGGGUUGUCGCCUUCUCCCUCUUUGCCUCGGUUUUCCAGCUGUACUUCGGGAUCUUUAUCGUCACUCACUGGUGCAUUAUGACCUUCUGGAUAAUCCACGGAGAAACGGACUUCUGCAUGUCCAAGUGGGAGGAGAUCAUUUAUAACAUGGUGGUGGGAAUCAUCUACAUUUUCUGUUGGUUCAACGUGAAGGAAGGAAGGACUCGCUGCCGGAUGUCCAUCUAUUACUUGAUAACAAUCUGCGAAAAUACCACCUUGACUGUACUUUGGUACUUGUACAGAGACUCCCGUAUAACAGAUUUCUACGCCUUAAUCAUCGUCUGUGUGGUGUUCAGCAGUUUUGCCCUGGGAAUGUUCUUCAUGUUUAUAUAUUACGGUGCAUUGCAUCCCAACGGCCCCAUGUUUGGGUCCCAAGGAGGAUGCAUUGAUGGUGGAGAGCAAGAGGCCGUCACGCACCUGCCUGCGGAGGUUGUAACCACUGCCCCUCGGGGAUUGACCCAGUGUCGGACUACAGCUGUGGAGCUGAUGCCUGGGGAUCGGGACAGUUGCUUGGCUGUGUUUCAGGUCAGGCCCAAUGUGACCCCAACGCCAGUGUUGCGCACACUGCGGACAGAAGGGCCGGUCAUCAGGAUAGACCUGCCCAGGAAGAGGUACCCUGCUUGGGACGCACACUUCAUCGACAGGCGCCUACGCAAGUCCAUCCUGGCUUUGGAGUACACUUCGACCGCCACACCCCGGCUCCAGUACAGGAACAUCAGCUUCUCUCAGGAGGUGCUGGAAUAUGAAACCACCGUGUAG